AUGCCCGGCUCAGCCCUUCACCCCAAUAUCCAACCUGGCCACCGCCUGAAGCAGCGGCCUCAGCCUGACCUCCAGCACACCUCCCACGCCUACGACAUACGCCAUCCCCCUCAGUUUAGCAGCAUGGACGGCUUGCCCUUUAGCUUCACUUCUCAGCCAGCAGCAGCCCAGGCCUUUCAAUACCCUCCUCAUCUUAGCAUAUCUGGCUCAUCUCGCUCAUCUCGCCUACAUAGCAGCCCCAGUUCCAGCUCCAGCUCCACUCACGCCGACUCCCCAGAACACACCCCAGGAACACACCUCAUUACCAACGACACAACUGUCCCCCAGGUCAUGGGGUCAAGAUGGUACGAAACCCAUCGCCACACAAGCGACGAGACGACGAUAAACGAGAAGCCGAGAGAGAAGACUCUUCGACCUACACGCCCGAGCCGUCCGGACUAUGACCUCAUCUCCACCAAGGUAACAAUAUGGACGACUCCAAGGAAACUCAUCGAGAUCAUGGAUAGGUCUACGCGCCUUGCGCUGGUGUUCUUGUCGGUUGACAGAUAUUCUGAGAAAUAA
This is a messenger RNA of Fusarium graminearum PH-1, 561 nucleotides long. RefSeq lists its product as uncharacterized. Lineage: Eukaryota; Fungi; Ascomycota; Sordariomycetes; Hypocreales; Nectriaceae. The transcript is spliced from 3 exons. Bases 1 to 561 code for a protein of 186 amino acids. The record is from RefSeq and is a predicted model, not a curated record.